Messenger RNA from Phlebotomus papatasi, 3607 nucleotides. It is a transcript of the gene Su(dx), whose product is annotated as E3 ubiquitin-protein ligase Su(dx). Gene Ontology annotation, biological process: ubiquitin-dependent protein catabolic process. The record is from RefSeq and is a predicted model, not a curated record. Gene Ontology annotation, molecular function: ubiquitin protein ligase activity; protein binding. The transcript is spliced from 7 exons. Lineage: Eukaryota; Metazoa; Arthropoda; Insecta; Diptera; Psychodidae. Bases 258 to 2981 code for a protein of 907 amino acids.
AAUUCAAACAAAAUCUGUCAAAAAGUGAGUGACACUGGGAGUUUUUCUCUCAGAUUUUUCUCAAUUUUCCAAGCAAAUAAGUGAGUGAGAGUUGAAGAAAACAUCCCAAGUGACUCCAGAAGAUCCCUUCUGACGAGUGAAAUGUGAAAAUCCAGGUGCAAUUUGUUGAGUGAUUUUGACCAAGGAAAAAAUGAGUGUAUAGGGAUAAAAAAGUGUGUCCAGGAAAGGAAUAAAACGCCAGGAAGAGAGCUUCAAGGAUGGCAGAGAGUUCAGGAAACCGAGCUGUAUUCCAUCAACUCAGUGUAACAUUGGAACAAGCCACUCUGCGGAAUGUUGGCUUCCUCAAGCCCAAUCCCUAUGUGGAGCUGUCAGUGGACAGCAAGAGUAUCCGGAAGACGGAAUUUGUGAAGAAUACAUAUCUGCCGAAGUGGAAUGAGGAGUUUACGGUGCUGGUGACGCCAAAUUCGACGCUGCAGUUCAAGGUGCUGGACCAUUCGAGUUUCCGGAAGGAUGUGCUCAUUGGGGAGCAAACACUGAGUCUGGGUCAGAUUCUGCAGCACUACAAUGGACGCUGUGAGAAUCUGGAGUUGACGAUGGAUCUCCUGGUGACGUCAAAGUCACCGGAAGCGCGGCAGAAUAAGAGCGGGGAACUAGUGACGGUGCUGAAUGGCCUGAAGAUUGAUAUGAAGAGUGUUGUGAUCACGAAUGGGGGCAGUUCGGGGGUCAAUGGGGAGACAUCGACGAGUGGGGGCAGGAGUAGUGUACUGAAUGGGGGUGUUAGGGCGAGACAGCGUCUCCGGAGUGUGACUACGAGUGCUGCAAAUGCCUCCCCGAGCAGUAUUAGUGAAUCCCUGAGGACAGUUUCCUUCUCGCCGGAACAUACGGCCUCCAAUGGGACAACGGCGCAUACUACAAGCUCCUCAGCUGGAACUGUGAGGAGGAAUAGUGGAAUGAACUGGGAGAAUGCCAUCGUUCCGGCAAGUAGUCAGCCAAAUGGAUCAGUUCUCUCAGUUCCAGCAGCUGCUGCCCUUCCGAGCUAUCCGACCCAAGGAAGUCCUAGCAUGGCCAUGAAUGGAGCCUCCGGUUCUGCCGGUAAUAAUCCUGGAGCAGCGUCAACCGCCCUCGUAAAUGGAGGCAGUCCGGCUCCGGUGUCCAAUUCGACAGAUCAGCAACUCGUAGCAUCGCAGACGACGAGCGAGGAUGAACCUCUGCCCGUCGGCUGGGAGAUUCGCUUCGAUCAGUACGGACGCAGGUACUAUGUUGACCACAAUACGCGUUCCACGUACUGGGAGAAGCCCACUCCCCUGCCACUGGGCUGGGAGAUCCGACGAGAUCCACGUGGGAGGGUUUACUAUGUCGAUCACAAUACCCGGACUACAACGUGGCAACGGCCGAACACUGAACGCCUGCAGCACUUCCAGCACUGGCAGGGCCAGAGGGCACAUGUUGUGGCUCAGGGCAAUCAGAGGUUCCUGUAUACGCCGGCAGCUGCUGGUGCUGGGGCAGGAAUGCCCCAGGCUGGAGCUGCGGCACAGGAAGAAGAUGAUGGACUGGGUCCAUUGCCGGAUGGAUGGGAGAAGAGGGUACAGCCGGACAAUCGGGUGUACUAUGUCAAUCACAAGAAUCGCACGACUCAGUGGGAGGAUCCGAGGACUCAGGGUCAGGAGGUGAGUCUCAUGAGUGAAGGUCCCCUGCCACCAGGCUGGGAGAUCCGGUAUACUGUCAAUGGAGAGCGAUUCUUUGUGGAUCACAACACAAGGAGGACGACCUUUGAGGAUCCAAGGCCAGGAGCUGCCCAGAAGACCGGCGGAAAGGGAGUCUAUGGUGUCCCGAGGGCCUACGAGCGCUCAUUCAGGUGGAAACUCAGUCAAUUCCGCUAUUUGUGCCAGAGCAAUGCCCUGCCCUCGCACAUUAAGAUCACCAUGACGCGUCAGACGCUCUUUGAGGAUUCCUACCAUCAGAUUAUGCGAUUGCCGGCCUACGAACUCCGUCGGCGGCUGUACAUAAUCUUCCGGGGAGAAGAGGGUCUGGACUAUGGAGGAGUAUCCAGGGAAUGGUUCUUCCUGCUGAGUCAUGAAGUUCUCAAUCCCAUGUACUGUCUGUUUGAGUAUGCCAACAAGAAUAACUACAGUCUGCAGAUCAAUCCCGCCUCGUACGUCAAUCCUGAUCAUCUGCAGUACUUUAAGUUUAUUGGGAGAUUCAUUGCAAUGGCCCUGUACCAUGGACGCUUUAUCUAUUCGGGCUUUACGAUGCCCUUCUACAAGAGGAUGCUCAAUAAGAAGCUCACCACAAAGGACAUUGAGUCCAUUGAUCCGGAAUUCUAUAAUUCUCUGGUUUGGGUGAGGGACAAUAACAUCGAUGAGUGUGGCCUAGAGCUGUGGUUCAGUGUGGACUUUGAGGUGCUAGGGCAGAUAAUUCAUCAUGAGCUGAAGGAGAAUGGGGAUAAAGAACGUGUCACGGAGGAGAAUAAGGAAGAGUACCUUACGCUAAUGACGGAAUGGAGAAUGACGAGAGGUAUCGAGCAGCAGACUAAGACAUUCCUGGACGGCUUCAAUGAAGUGGUGCCUCUGGAGUGGCUCAAGUACUUUGAUGAGCGCGAACUGGAGCUAAUGCUGUGCGGAAUGCAAGAGAUCGAUGUCGAUGACUGGCAACGGAACACGAUCUACAGGCAUUACAACCGCAACAGUAAGCAAGUUCUGUGGUUCUGGCAGUUUGUCAGGGAGACGGACAAUGAGAAGCGUGCCAGAUUGCUGCAAUUUGUAACGGGGACGUGUCGGGUGCCCGUGGGAGGAUUUGCCGAGCUAAUGGGCUCCAAUGGACCCCAAAGGUUCUGCAUUGAAAAGGUGGGGAAGGAAACGUGGCUUCCGCGAUCGCAUACGUGCUUCAAUCGUCUGGAUUUGCCACCGUACAAGAGCUACGACCAACUCGUUGAGAAGCUCAACUACGCCAUCGAGGAAACGGAGGGCUUUGGCCAGGAAUAGAGAAGCACUCAUCAAGUAAGUGCAUAAUUAAUCCUUUUUCAUGUAAAUAAUUGUUAAUAGUUUCUGGUGAGAUAUGAAUAAUGAUGAUGCAAAAAUAUUUGUAGCUAUAAAUAGUUAAAGCAAAAAGAAAAAAAAGAUCGUAGAAAGGUUAUAAUUUUAUUUUAAAAAGAAAAAAAAUUGUGUAUAAAAUAUUUUGUGGGGAGAUUUUAAAGGGUAAGCUUUGAAAGGCUAAAAAAAAAGACACGAAAGAAAGAAAGAAAGAGUUUGAAUGAAGAUCAAAUGGGAUCAGUGAUAAUAUCAAAUUAUUUUUAGAUUUUAGGUGAAAGAAAAAAAAAAAGAAAUUUUUAGAAAAAAAAAUUGAUUCAUUAGAGUUCUCAAGAAGUAAUUCAAAAGUUAUUUUUUACAAAUUGCUAAAAGAGAAAGAAAAACACGUUUUAAAAUUUGCCACCCCUUUUAACUUUAAUUCCCAGUAGUUGAUAAAAUAGUGAAAAGCAAAAAGAAAAUUGAAAGGGGAAUAUUUUUGUGUCACUGACUUGAAAGGGAGAGGGAGAGAGGAUGAGUAAAUUAUGAGGAAGCAUGAAUCCUCAGCAAAAAAAUAAAGAUAAUAAAACGAUUAUCAAGAAAAA